UCCUCAUCGCACCACAAAAAUAUCACUUGCAGCGCCUUCCGUCCCGAUCUCGCGCACCUCAUCCCUCUUCGCUAUCUCGCAUCCUCCACCGCCGGCGAGGGUUUCGCGGAGCUUCCUCAUCUAUGGCUUUCGCCUUCUCCUUAGACCUACAGUUCGUCUGUCGACCUCACUUCUCCUUCCGUUCCAGCGCUCCGUUGCCGUCCCUCCUCCCUCUCCGCCGCCGUCGAGACCUCUUUGGGUUGGACAGCGGCCGCCCCUCUCCGGAUUACCUCCGUGGAUCCUUAUACGUCAGAGCUGGACUCUCUCCGCAUCUUCCUGACUUCGAGGCCACCGAGGGGCUCGCCCGAGAGCUGUUUGGCCGAGUGGAGGGUCUGCUCUACACCAUCGCUGAUGCGGCCGUCUCCUCCUCCGAUGUCGUCGAGAAAAGCUCGAAGCAGAGUGAUGACUGGUUGACGGGAAUCACUAAUUACCUCGAGACUGUACUCAAGGUCUUGAAAGAUGGAUUAUCCUCAUUGCAUGUUCCUUAUUCAUAUGGAUUUGCAAUUAUUCUACUGACAAUUCUUGUAAAGGCAGCUACAUUUCCUUUGACAAAAAAACAGGUUGAGUCAGCACUUGCGAUGCGAGCAUUGCAACCUCAAAUUAAGGCUAUUCAACAGCGUUAUACUGGAGAUCAGGAAAGGAUACAACUGGAGACUGCCCGCCUCUAUAAACUAGCUGGUAUAAACCCUUUGGCUGGAUGCCUGCCUACCUUGUUAACUAUACCUGUAUGGAUUGGACUGUACAGGGCUUUGUCAAAUGUUGCUAAUGAGGGACUCCUUACUGAAGGUUUUUUCUGGAUACCUUCUUUGUCUGGUCCUACUACAAUUGCAGCCCGACAAAGUGGCAGUGGAAUUUCUUGGCUUUUUCCUUUUGUGGAUGGUCAUCCACCUCUUGGAUGGUCAGACACAUUUGCUUAUCUGGUUUUGCCAGUUUUACUAGUUAUCUCACAAUACAUAUCCUCACAGAUCAUGCAGUCAUCACAGGUUAAUGAUCCCAGCCAACAGAAUGCUCAAGCUGUAACAAAGUUCCUUCCUCUGUUGAUUGGCUACUUUGCUCUUUCAGUUCCUUCAGGCCUCAGUUUAUAUUGGCUGACAAAUAAUAUUUUGAGCACUGCGCAGCAAAUAUGGCUUCAAAAGCUUGGAGGUGCUAAGAAUCCAGUUCAAGAUUACAUAAAUAUUACAACCAGAGAUGAUAGCUCCACUAGACAGAAGACUAUUUCUACUGCACAGAAGACUGUUUCUGAUGUAGGAGCUGAUUUGUCAAACCCCAGUCAAGGCCAACAAAAUGAAAUAACAGGCGGAUUACGUCCUGGUGAAAGGUUCAAGCAAAUCAAGGAGGAAGAAGCACGUAGGAGAAAACAAAGGGAAGAAGCAAAGAAGAGAGCUCUCGAGGCAACUGAACAUUCUGAUAUAGCCAUCAAGCAGAUAAGCUUGGAAGCCACAUCAAUUGAAACUAGUGAUGAACCCAUUGAGAAUGCAGAUAUACAGGUCCUAAAGAAGGAAAAGGAAGUGCAUUUGUCUGUGACUGAAAAUGGAGGGCUCAAUUCCAAAACUAGGAUGUCCAAUGAAGAUAACAUAGGAACUGGGAAUGUUAUAAAGGAAGAAACUGCUAGUUUGACCAGCGAGCGGACAUCACAGUCCCCCCUUGAUGAAAGAGAAAGAGAUUAAAUUUCAUCGGUCAACAUCUUCUCACAAAGUAAAUUGCAUACAUCAAAGUGUUUCUUGUAUUAACCUGAAAGCAGAAAGGGCUGUCAAUUUUUCUUUGCCAAUUUUACUGGCAGAAUUUCACUGUAGUCAUGACCACCCUAUUAUGCACGGCAAAUUGCUCCAGCUGUCUUUAGUUCUUCAUCAUGUAGAUAUAAAGUUUUGUAGCUCCUACUGUAACAUUUAAACAUUAUGCUCAUCAUCCAUCCAGGCAACUGGUCAUUUUGUUGUAUAUAGAUAGCCAUAAUUUUGUCUUUGUAACUUUCCCUGUUUGGCAAGCUGAGUUACUGAUGUGCACCUGGUGACUGAUUGUUCUGCUACACAAUUUCUAAGUUGACUCGAAUUUCAGGUUAGAUUUGUGGUCGCAUGCUUUCUGUCAUUGCUAUAUUUGAGCACAAAGUUAUGCAACUGAAUGAAAGAUGAAAAUUCUAUCUUUAUUUUUCUCCUGUUGUGAUAUUGCUCAUGCUUUGUCUUUUCACAAGGUGCUGUCUGAUCUUACUCUUGAUUUACAGGGUGCUGUCUGAUCUUACUUUUGACUUGCAGGCUUCUCCCAGGCAGAAACACGUUGGAUCUAACUCUUUUGAUUUAGAAACAGCUAGUGGAUAAAAACAUUUUUUUAUUCUGUUCCUGUUAUGAAAUGAGUUUGCCUACUUGGAUCACACUAUUUCAAAUGUUGAUGACCCUUGCUUCCGUACAUAUCACUGAAUCAUGUUUUGACUUUGCUUUUUUUA
Messenger RNA from Zingiber officinale, 2473 nucleotides. Its product is annotated as ALBINO3-like protein 1, chloroplastic. Lineage: Eukaryota; Viridiplantae; Streptophyta; Magnoliopsida; Zingiberales; Zingiberaceae. The transcript is spliced from 13 exons. Gene Ontology annotation, cellular component: chloroplast thylakoid membrane. Bases 123 to 1706 code for a protein of 527 amino acids. The record is from RefSeq and is a predicted model, not a curated record. Gene Ontology annotation, biological process: protein insertion into membrane; thylakoid membrane organization; protein localization to chloroplast. Gene Ontology annotation, molecular function: membrane insertase activity.